AUGCCUUUUCGUAUUGUUAUUGUCGGUGGUGGUAUCGCUGGAUUCACGGCGGCAAUUGCUCUGCGCGGGCCAGACAGAAUCAUCACGGUUCUGGAGCAGUCGAGAUUGAACAAGGAGAUUGGAGCCCUGAUUUCUCUUCAGCCCAACGCAUCGCGGAUUGUUGAGAGUAUUUGGGGGCUGAAAGAAGAGUUGCAUGGUGAUGCCCGUGCCAUCGUAGAUGAGGGUUUCCGAAUUUACAACACCGACGGCCGGUUGGUGAAUACGGUCCCCUUGUUAUCGAAGAAGGAGUAUGGGGGUGAUCGACUUUGCUUUCACAGGCGAGAUCUUCACGAUACGUUGAAAAAAGCAGCAGUGUCCCCCGAUCGCGAAGGAGACCCGGUUGUCGUUCGAACUGCUUCGAAAGUUGUUGAAUGCGAUCCUUCGAAAGGAACAGUCACCCUAGAAAGUGGUGAAAUUGUUACCGGUGACUUGAUUAUCGGAGCAGAUGGAAUACAUAGCGCAAUGCGGAAGCAUGUACUUGAUGCUGAGCCAUCGGCUCUACCGACAGGUCAUUCUGUCCUGGAAAAGGAAGAGCCCGAGUUCUGCUCCAAGAUCAACCCUCGAGAUCCGUUCACCUCCAUGAUGGUUGCCCAGAACUGCCGUCUUGUCAUGGGUCCGGGUAGAAAUGGAGAGGUAUAUGGAAUUGUUGCUUUGGUUCCAGAUGAACAAAUGAAUGAGGACCCAAAUGCAAAGCAAUCUUGGGUUGCCGAGGGCGAAUUGUCGAAGAUGCUUGCGACAUUCUCCGAGUAUCCGUCCUGGGUAACAAGUAUCUUCAAGCAUUCUCAAGACCUUGGACUGUGGCAGCUUCGUGACUUAGACCCCCUCGAAAAAUGGCAUAAUGACCGUUUGAUUCUGAUUGGUGAUGCUGCCCACGCCAUGUUACCAACUCAGGGGCAGGGAGCCAGUCAGGCGAUUGAGGACGCGGAGGCAUUGGGCUCGUUCUUCGAAAACAUUACAGAUUCUCCGUCGUCAGAAAAUAUUUCCAAGAUCUUUGAAGAAAUCUUCCAGGCUCGCUACUCACGAGUCAGCCUCAUUCAGGCCUACAGUCGACAGGCGGCCAAGCCAGCUACUGCCACCGAUGACACCAAGAAAGUCACCAUGUACCCCGCAACGUUGCGCAUCAUCGGUGUCCCCAUUGCGACAAGGCGUAUGAACGGCCUGACCAUCUUGCGCGACACUUGGACUCUCCUAAUUGGGAUUAGGGAUGUUUUGCAGCGUCAUCAGGCAGUCCACGAGCGAGAUACUACUGAAGGAAAGCCAUCACAACGGCGGGCGAAAGAGCGCGCUGUCCAGGCUUGUGAGGCUUGUGCAAGUGCAAAGUUGAGUUGCGAUAAUGAAAGACCUUGCAAGGUACGAGUCAGAGAAUACUAUUUAUCCAGAUUUAAAUAUUCAUCAGAAUUAAUUUUGGUACCCUUUCAGCGGUGUCAAACAAAACAGAUCGAAUGCGUCGCACGCGUACCUAGAGGCGCGCGUCGAAACAGCGAACGAAUUUCCUAUCCAAUGUCCAUCUCUUAUUCUCCACAGACCAGCGGUCACAGUCAAAUAGAUCCAUCUACUCUUCCACCAUUCACCGCAACGCCAGAUUCCGGCCCUUCAGAUUUCAGCGUGCCACCCGCAUCUGCCUCCUAUUCGGGCAGCGCCGAUAUUUACGACACGAGUAUGACAUCGCAGACGGAUUUAACAAUUGACACAUUUAUCCCGCAGAAUGAAAUGCAUUCCUAUUCUAAUCUCAACAACUUUCCCGCAUUUUUUGAACAGGUCAUGUUGCCCAAUAUUGGGGCGGAGGACUCUUUCCAAGACACCCAACAGCCGAGGGCGUUUGACUUUAUGCAGGACACCGAUUUCACCCUGGCGGAAUACGAUAUAUUUGGGACCGAUUUCAUUCCUGAUUUGGACCGCAUUUUAGACACAACUGCUCCUUUAGUUGGAUUUGAGGACUCGCGAGAGCCUUUGCUCGAUGAUCAGGAAUCCGCGCGUCUACGCGCAGCCGCGUUUCAACGGUCGUUGUGGUUAUGGGUCCCAGAAAAAAACCAACACGCGUUCAGCGACGAAACAAGGAUACCCCUUCGAGACAGUGACAGCAUUCCUUCCAAACACCAAGAUCGUCUGGAAACUCUCAAGAUCCCGGGAAAUCUAUCUCUUUUAGCACGCGAUGAUAUUUUCAAAUUGGUUAUUCGCAUUGGUGGGUCUCGAGUUUCUGUUGCAGCGUUCCCCUCGGCGGAUUAUCUCGAUACCCUGAUCAAAGUUGGAAUUGGCAAGCGUACUGAGACAGACGCAUGGAUUCACCCAUAUACCUUUUAUGAUUCGCAGUAUCAACAAUUACGACCGGAGCUUUUGACGGCGUUGGUUGCUGCAGGCUGCGUUUGUUGUGGAUUACCCUCAAUCAGUAAGACGGGAAUUAUUCUCCAAGAAAUCAGCAGAGUCGGUCUGGCAGAACUAGUCGAGGAUGAUAACAGUGUCCUGCGGGAUUUACAAUACCUCCAGGCUUCGAUGUUAUGGAUUGAUAUUGGGAUAUUCUGUGGCUAUACUCGUAAAAUGCAAAUAGCAGAGAGUUAUCUGCAGCCGCUAUGCACGGCCCUUCGACGCGCCUUGAUAUUUGAUCAAUCCAGUUAUUCCACCAUCACACCAUUCUGUCUCGGCGACGACGACGCAGCACUACAGCGCGCAUGGCAUAGUUGGGUGCGACAAGAGUCUCUCAAACGCCUCGUCUAUCACCUCUUUGGCCACGACGUUGAGGUAGCAACGGCAAUGAAUCGACCAGCUCUAACAUCCUACGCUGAACUUACCCUCCCAUUCCCCGCUGCACGAGAGUUAUGGCUCGCUCCAACUGCAUCCGCUUGGAGGGAAAUAUGGACAAGUCGUUACAGGAUAAUGAAAAUUUCAGAACUAAAUUUGCGCGACCUACUUUCCGACCCGUCCCUCAUCAAUCAUAUACCACCCGAACUCGAUGCCGAAAUUGCUAGAACAGCCCUUCUAAACGGCCUUGCAAUUCAAACCUGGGAAUUCCGUCAGCAGAUGCUGCUCUCGCAGGGCUCUCAAUCUGGUCCAAAGGCGACAACACGCCUCUGGCUACAGAGCCGACAGGAAGACUUAUACACAACCCUCCACACAAUCCAAAACGACACUCCAUGUCCACCCCCCGUAACAACCCUCCUCAACGAGUUUGUCAUGAUGUAUCUCCACAUCGACGUGGACGGUAUACAGCGAUUUGUCGGCAAACUGGGGGAAACCGACGCCCGGCGCGCCUACCCAGCCCUACGAGACUGGAGCCAGACAAAAGAAGCCCGAACUGCAAUCUGGCACGCGGGCCAAGUCUUCCGUGCCGCGCGCAAUGUUAUCGCCUACCAGUUUCGUGGAUUUGACUCGCUUUCAAUUUAUCACGCUGCCCUGGUAUUGUGGGUUUAUGGGGUGUUGCAGUGUGGUGAGAGCCGGCGGUUGGAAAUCGGAACGCCUGUGAGCGAGGGAGGUCAGCAAAUCCCCCCCCGGCGAUUACAUUGGAUGGGGAUGGAGAUGGGAAUGGGGAGGAGAGUCAAUUGGUUAAGGUUUUCCUGGCGAGGGGGGGUUGGUAGACCUGGGCUCACGAUGUUUCAUCCAAGAGGUGCGAAUGAUGCUGAUGUCAAGGUCUUUUGUGAGUUGACCAAGCCGCGCUCAGUUAUGGCGGUUGCGAGGCAAGUGUUUGAAGGUAACUGUCCGCUGCCUCUUCCUGAUGAUAUCCUUCCCCCUAUGAUUCAGAAUCUUUGCGCGCUUAUCGAGGAUUUGGGAAAUCUCCCUUAA
Penicillium manginii is the source of this 3813-nucleotide messenger RNA. RefSeq lists its product as uncharacterized. Bases 1 to 3813 code for a protein of 1270 amino acids. Lineage: Eukaryota; Fungi; Ascomycota; Eurotiomycetes; Eurotiales; Aspergillaceae. The transcript is spliced from 14 exons. Gene Ontology annotation, molecular function: zinc ion binding; DNA binding; DNA-binding transcription factor activity, RNA polymerase II-specific. The record is from RefSeq and is a predicted model, not a curated record. Gene Ontology annotation, biological process: DNA-templated transcription; regulation of DNA-templated transcription.